This is a messenger RNA of Aspergillus alliaceus, 792 nucleotides long. Its product is annotated as alpha/beta fold hydrolase. The record is from RefSeq and is a predicted model, not a curated record. The transcript has 2 exons. Lineage: Eukaryota; Fungi; Ascomycota; Eurotiomycetes; Eurotiales; Aspergillaceae. Bases 1 to 792 code for a protein of 263 amino acids.
AUGCCUUUCCUCACCGUAAACAACCACCAACUCCACUACGCCGACACCCACCCCAACGGCGCCCCCGCAAACUCCCAAACCCUCAUCUUCAUCCACGGCCUCGGCUCCUCCCAGAACUACUACUUCCCUAUCCUCCCCUACCUACCCAACCACCGCUGCAUCACCCUCGACACCUACGGCUCUGCCCGCGCCACCUAUACCGGCCACCCGGUCUCAAUCCCCUCCAUAGCCGCAGAUGCUAUCGCCGUCCUGGACGCCCUCCACAUCCCCAAAGCAGUGGCAAUCGGCCACUCAAUGGGCGGACUAGCCGUCACCCUCCUCGGAGCCCAACACACAGACCGCAUAAAUGCCGUAGUAACAAUCGGGCCAACGCACCCCACCCCAACCCUAACAUCUGUAAUGACCAAGCGAGCUGAAACCGUUCUGGAAGCGGGAAUGGAACCCAUGGCCAAUACCGUGCCCUACCAGGCCACCGGCUCGGGAUGCUCGUCGCUAGCGAAGGCAUUUAUCCGGGAGCUGAUCAUCGGGCAGGAUCCGAAGGGUUAUGCGGCGCUGUGUGGUGCUAUUGCGAGUGCGCCGGUCAUUGAUUAUUCGGCUGUUAAGGUGCCGUUUUUGUUGCUUGCUGGGGAGGAGGAUCGGUCAGCACCUUUGGAGGGGUGUCGGGUUAUUUUCGAGGGAGUGGCGAGUACGGAGAAGAAGUUUGAGGUGUUGGAGGGGGUUGGACAUUGGCAUUGUGUUGAGGCCCCAGGGGUGGUGGGGGAGGCUGUUGCAGGGUUUGUUGAUGGGUUGUGA